UAAUACACUUUUCCAUUCACCACCACCACCACCACCACCACGAAAAUGACAGUAGGAUUUGAAAUUGUGUUUGCAGUUCCUAUGGAGUGCAAUGAUUGCGUCGAGUCCGUCGCCAAUGCACUUAAACGAGUAGAUGGAAUUCAAAAGUUUGAUAUCGACUUAAAAAAGAACCUUGUCACUACUGAAGGUACCAUCCCACCAAGUGCAAUUGUAAGAGCAAUUCAGGCUACCGGGAAAGAUGCAAUUAUCAGAGGUACCGGAAAGCCAGACUCUGCCGCUGUGUGCAUUUUAGAAUCAUUUGACCCUAAGGAUAUCAAACAACCAGUCAAGGGAUUAGCUAGAAUUGUCGGGGUUUCACCAAAUGACCUUUUCAUAGACUUGACCGUCAAUGGAUUACCCAAGGGAACAUACUACCCAUCGAUUAGAACCUCAGGAGAUUUAUCGAAAGGUGCUCUCUCAACGGGAGAAACAUUCUAUAAUUUGGAUCCAGUGGAAUUAAGUAAGCCUUCUACUUUAGACACCACUAUUAACUCCCUAGGUGCCACUAUUCACACUGGUGAUGAAGAAUUAUACUCUGGACAAGAGUUUCUUCAUGCAAAGUUGAACGUCAAUGAAUUGAUUGGCAGAAGUGUAGUGUUGUCCAAGUUGCAAGACAAAGUCAGUUCCGAUUCGUUAGUCGGCGUUAUCGCUAGAUCUGCUGGUGCUUGGGAAAACGAUAAACAAGUAUGCAGCUGUUCCGGUAAGACUGUCUGGCAAGAAAGAACCGACGCUAUCGCCAAGGGUAUGACUGUGUAGUUCGUUUGGUUGCCAAACUUUAGUGUAUAGGGGCUAGUCACGUGCUUAGAAAUUUACGAC
Molecule: messenger RNA, 855 nt
Organism: Spathaspora passalidarum NRRL Y-27907
Lineage: Eukaryota; Fungi; Ascomycota; Pichiomycetes; Serinales; Debaryomycetaceae
Gene: CCS1
Product: copper chaperone
Exons: 1
Coding region: 46-795 (249 amino acids)
Biological process (GO): superoxide metabolic process
Molecular function (GO): metal ion binding
Source: RefSeq, a predicted model, not a curated record